Molecule: messenger RNA, 2012 nt
Organism: Drosophila erecta
Lineage: Eukaryota; Metazoa; Arthropoda; Insecta; Diptera; Drosophilidae
Gene: ytr
Product: U4/U6.U5 small nuclear ribonucleoprotein 27 kDa protein
Exons: 3
Coding region: 245-811 (188 amino acids)
Biological process (GO): RNA splicing
Cellular component (GO): precatalytic spliceosome
Source: RefSeq, a predicted model, not a curated record
AAUCGAUAUCCGAUUGGUGGCGGUGUUUUGCCCUUGCAUCGCAUCCCUCGUAUCCUCAUCCGCAUUCCUCAUUCCGUUUCGGCGUCGCGGCGAGAUAACGCGCGUUGUUUAUUUGGUUUUAGUUUUAAGUUAGCGCGUUUUUACCCACCGCCGGUGUCGCCCAAAUAAUGCUAGACACAGCCUAGCGCAACGGCAAACCAACUAUCACUUAAACCGCCACACAAGCAGAGACCGAAACGGAGCAAUGGGCCGCAGCCGGAGUCCCGCCUCGCCGGCGCACAGGAGACGCGAGAAGGAGCGAUCCGAGCGAAAGAAGCGCAGGGAGCGCCGUUCCCGGGAGCGGGAGGCCAUCGGAGUGGCGCCCGCCGGAGGAUCCGGAUCUGGAGGCGCCGGUCGUCGCGACCGGGAUCGCGACCGCAGUCGCAGCCGAGAUCGUGAGCGGGAACGGGAGCGCGACCGUGCGCGGAGUCGGCGAUCUAGAUCGCGGUCGAGGGGCGCCGGAGGAGGAGGCGGCGGAAGCAGCGGCGGCAACAGCAGCUCCGGACCAUCGACGUCGCGAAGGACGACGAGGAACAAUGCGGCGGCCACAGCUGCCGACCGGCCCAAGAUCAACGAGGCGGACCUGGAGGGUAAAUCGCCGGAAGAGGUCGAGAUGCUGAAGACAAUGGGAUUCUGCACGUUCGACACCACCAAGAACAGGAAGGUCGAGGGCAACGAUGUCGGAGAAGUGCAUGUAAUCCUGAAGCGAAAGUACCGCCAGUACAUGAAUCGCAAGGGUGGCUUCAACCGGCCGCUCGAUUUCGUGGCCUAGCAGUCCAUCGCCAUCGUCAUCGCAGCAGCCACAUCCUUUUCCGUUGCCCAACUAGUUUGCUACGCUUUUUUACUUGUCCGUGCCCAAUGGGCAAUGGGCGGCGGACGAAGACCUGCAAUUUUAUGCAAUAGACCGGUUUACGAAAUUCAGCCAGCUUUUGGCCCCUCAAAAUUUCCACGCAUCCAGCUAGUUCUGCAAGAGGACAGCCUCACCACACUCAUACCUCAAUUAGUUAUUUAGUAGUUUAAGCCUGCAGUGCGCCUUUGUUAUAGAGUUGGCCCCCCAGGUUAAUUUUACAACAAAAGUCUGGGGCUGAAAGCCAUCCCAGCCGUUCUCGGAUGGAGAAUCUGCUUUCAGCUGCAGUCGACGACGCACGACGAUUGCUUUUUGAAUAUUUCAAAGUAAUUAACAAUUGUUUUUGUUGACAUCUCGCCAUUUUGUACGAAUACGAAUACGAAUUAACUGAAGCCAGCCUGAAACCCAAAUUCACAACAGCAAAAUUUCCAAACUCACAUACAGACAAUUACUUAAAGUAUUUGAAAACUCACCACAGCCCGAAACGCACUAUCCGCAUUCCCAUCCCAAUCCCCAUCCCCAUCCUCAUUCAGUUCCCGAUCCCGAUCCUGAUCCCAACCGCAACCGAAAAACCUCCCAACAAACUUCCUCCAUACGCUGCAAUAGUACAACUUUUACAACCAAACAAUAUAUAUCAAAUAUAUAUUUAAAUAUAGAAAUUAUUAUAUACACACACACCACAAGUACCUUAUCCCCGAAGCCCCCAGAAUGAACCUAACAAUAGCCAUAGCAAUUUGUUGAAAGAAAUAUUAUUUGUUUAACAAUCAAAAUGUUGUAAUUAAUCCAGUUAAUUCCGAUUUAAAUCACAAGUGCCAACAGAUCAGGCAAGCAACGCUGAAGAUGAAUCACGUUUUAUAGACAUAUUUGUAUAAUCAUUUUGUACUCUUUUUAUAAGAUAGGCAUGAACUUGUACGCCUCAACGAGCUAACUAUUUUAAGCCACAGUUACCCAUUUUUUUGCGUUUGGAAAUAUGUAUUGGAAAAUUUGAAACAUUUCGAUCAGCACCACCCACACACAUCUUAUAACAAUUAUUUGUAGUUUUACACAAACGAAAUUGCAGGGAUUUUGUCUUAUUUCAUAUUCUCCUACAAUAAACUGAUAAUAAAUUUGUAAAACCAUUUCACCA